Mastomys coucha (southern multimammate mouse) is the source of this 2385-nucleotide messenger RNA. It is a transcript of the gene Trmt10b, whose product is annotated as tRNA methyltransferase 10B. The record is from RefSeq and is a predicted model, not a curated record. Gene Ontology annotation, cellular component: nucleoplasm; nucleus. Gene Ontology annotation, biological process: tRNA N1-guanine methylation. The coding region runs from base 178 to 1131 and encodes 317 amino acids. Gene Ontology annotation, molecular function: tRNA binding. Lineage: Eukaryota; Metazoa; Chordata; Mammalia; Rodentia; Muridae. The transcript is spliced from 9 exons.
GUCUGGUUUUGAGGGUUGGGUAGAGACUGCGGGAUCCCACCAGAGGCCGCGGCACCCCACAGCCCUAAGGCGUCCCGGUCUUGCCUUUCCUCGGUCGCCGAGCGCGAGCCAGCGUGACCCGCGUUCCCUGCAGCCUGGGGUCUAAGCAGGAAUCGGCUGUGAAAGUGACAUCAGCGCAUGGACUGUCAGUCGGAAGAGAGUGCUCUGAGAACAGAUGCACAGGCCUUGCAGGAAGCAGAAGGCUUCCCAGAGGCCAGAGCUGAUGAUGGACUCUCUGAAAGCUUUCAGCUUCUGCAGAUGGAUGUGCGAUAUGAGCAUCAAGAAGAGACCAGCCCUGCAGACGGUGUCGUAUGGAGCUCGAAAAAUGUGCAAAGAAAACAGAGACACUGGGAAAGGAUAGUCUCCUCAAAGAAGAGCAAAAGGAAGCAGGAAAGAGAGAGAAGGAAAGCCAAGCGUGCAGAAGACCCAGGCAAUGGCACCUGCCCACAGCACAGCAAACGUUUUUUGAAAGCCUUAACCAGAGAGAAACUUUUGGAAGCCAAACACUCAGGACCAAGACUAUGUGUUGACUUGAGCAUGACCCAGCACAUGUCAAAGAAGGAGUUGAGUAGGUUGGCAGGACAGAUUCGAAGGUUGUAUGGUUCCAACAAAAAAGCCCACAGGCCCUUUUGGAUCUGCCUUACCGGAUUCUCCACUGACAGCCCCCUCUAUGAGGAAUGUCUGAGGAUGAAUGAUGGAUUUUCUGCUUACUUGCUCGAUGUGACAGAAGAAGACUGCUUUAGCCUUUUUCCUCUGGAAACCCUUGUGUACCUGACUCCUGACUCCGAACACCCCCUUGAAGACAUUGAUCAGAGCACAGUUUACAUUAUUGGUGGACUUGUGGAUGAGAGCAUUCAGAAGAAAGUGACAUUUCAAAAAGCCCGAGAAUACUCUGUCAAGACAGCCCGCUUGCCAAUUCAGGAAUACAUGAUCAAGCGACAGAAUGAGAAAAACUACCAUUCAGAAAUACUGGCCAUCAACCAAGUGUUCGACAUCCUGUCUACUUACUGUGAAACUCAUAACUGGCCUGAAGCAUUGAAGAAAGGAGUUCCUGCAGGAAAAGGCUACAUUCUACGGAAUUCAGCGGAAUGACAAGCACCCUAAGGUUCCAGCUGCAGGGGGUGAAGUGCCAGAGGUGUCAUGACCAAAGGACAACGCAAAGGAUGGCAAUAGCACACACUUGCUUCUUGGAUCUUUGAAAGCCAUUUGUGGCAAGGACCACAUUUUAUGCUAUGUCACCCACUAUGCCUGGAUCACUGGAAAUGCCCUGAUAAAACAAAUUACGGUUAAAAAAAAGUUUGCGUUAAGGAAUUGCCAAAAUAUGUCAUACUGGGUGUUAAUUCAUGCUUUGUACAUUCCUCUGUUUGUGAAAGGUCUACUUUUAGAGAUGUUUAAAUGAUUGUCCAAGCUUCUCAUUUAACUUACAUAAAAUUAUUUUCUGUCAUCUGUAAAUGUGCUGAUUUUCACCAGCUCAGACACAAGCUGCACAGACACAAGCUGCACAGACACGAGCUGCACAUACACUUUGCCACCCCAGUCCUGUCUGGCUUGCCCUACUUUGUCUUUAGAGUACUUUGUUCUUUCCUGUGGCUCUCACCUUGUUCUUGUUCUGAUUAUGGUCAUGGAGGGCUCCUCUCUUCUGUAAAUACCUUUGUGUAGCCUUGAGCUUAGACAAGCCAAGUGCUCCGUACAAAUUACCCCGGGUCUAAGAAAAACUCGUUAUUAUUGAUAAAUCCCUAGAGUAGCCAGAAAAGAUUGCUGCAUACUAAUCCACCUUCCAUGACACGAGUACAAGUCUUUCCCUCACAUUCAAACACAACCAGCUCAGUUGCCUCCAGUUCUGACUUACCUUGGUUAGUCUACUAGCAAAUUCAUGUGUUUUCUCUAUCUCACAAGAAUCAAAAGUUACCUCUGCCCACUUCCUUCUCUUUUCCCACUAAACCCCUUGGGAACUAUCACUUGAUAAAUUUUAUGUGUUGCUCUUAUUGCAAAAUAGGCAAGGCCUCAGGAAAGCCCCUUAAGGGACUGGGUCACAUAGGCUUCAGGAGUACGUAACUCAAUCUCAGAGAUCAGAAGGGAACAGAGAACCACUGAACUCUUGUCACCUGCCAGUCUACACUUACACACUUUUACCUAGGGAGGUUUUACCAUAAUGUAAAUAGCAAAGAAUCUUCUCUCUAACUCUAGCCCAAACCUCUCCUCUUUAUCCAAAACCUGAGCACAUAGUUUUUUAAGAUUGUGGAAAUUGUGUUAAAUAAUGUUUAGACUUGGAUCAGAAAUCCUCAUCAUACUAUUAUAUAUAAGGAAAAAACUGAAUAUAUAAAAAAUACUAAUUAUGAAGUCAAA